Molecule: messenger RNA, 892 nt
Organism: Hibiscus syriacus
Lineage: Eukaryota; Viridiplantae; Streptophyta; Magnoliopsida; Malvales; Malvaceae
Exons: 1
Coding region: 148-777 (209 amino acids)
Source: RefSeq, a predicted model, not a curated record
CACUUUUACCGUUUUACGUCACUUAAAUAAUUUUCCUUCCCCACUUUCCCUUGUUAAAUACACUUUCCUCGCAUCCAAACACCCCCUCACUACAGAAAUCUUUUUUUUUUCUCCUUGAUUUGCUUUCAUCCAUUUCUUAAAGAAGAAAUGGUGAAGCCUCAAAAGCCCCCAUCUGGCCGUACAAAUCUAGCUUCGUGUAUUGUAGCAACGAUUUUCUUGAUCUUCGUUGUAAUAAUAGGUCUCAUCGUUUACUUCACCCUUUUUAAACCAAAGGAUCCGAAGAUCUCUGUCAACUCCGUCCAGAUUCCGUCGUUCUCAGUCGGUAACAACUCCGUCAGCUUCACUUUCUCCCAAUACGUUUCCGUUAAAAACCCUAACCGAGCCGCUUUCUCUCACUACGACAGCUCUAUCCAGCUCAUUUAUUCGGGUUCUCAAGUCGGAUUCAUGUUCAUACCCGCGGGGAAGAUCGAAGCGGGUCGGACCCAGAUCAUGGCCGCAACUUUCUCCGUUCAGUCUUUUCCCUUGGCUGCGCUGAAUGAGGCGUCGGCCGCAACAAUUCCCAUAACUCCAACGACGGGGCCCAUCGGUGUUAUUGGAGGGUUUGGCGGGAAUAACAAUGGUUAUCGAGUCGGACCCACGAUGGAGGUUGAGUCUCGGAUGGAGAUGGCGGGUCGGACUCGGGUUCUGAAUUUCUUCACACAUCAUGUUGAUGCUAAAUCUGAAUGCAGAGUCACCAUUGCAGUGAGUGAUGGUUCUGUUUUAGGUUUCCACUGCUGAUUUUUUUUUUUUGUCUUUUUUAGUUAUGUUAAUGUAAUUUAAGGGACUGAUUAGCCUUUUUCUUUCAAGAUUUGUUGAAAGAAGUGUAUAAAUAGUGCGCAAGUUGUUUUAGGAA